AGUGGAGACGCUGAAUAAGAAGUGUGAUGUUUUCAGUCGGAAUAUGCUCUCUGUCCGCGCAUGCACUGUAAAAGAUAACGUGGAGAUGUUGCGAAUACAUUUCUCGAGCGGGAUUCUCUUCGUGACGAGUUAAUGAGAUCGAGAACGGUUUGGCGUUCUAUGCAGACAGUUAAGAACUACGAAGGGGCGGUUGGAUUUUGUGCAUCGCAUGAAAACACCAAGACUAUGCUGCACCGGGAGUAAUUGGAGCUGUACUGAGGAGGUGGAUGCGACUGAGAUGCCGAACGAAAAGUUGUCGAAUCUCUGGGAACUACUGCUAAGUGGUGCCCUCGUAUUAUAACAAAAGGAUAGUUAUAAUAACUAUGCACUGAAAGUACGAAUCUAUAUCUCGCUAAUAUGCGACUUUGUUACUAACAAGCUCUGUAGCUGUUUCGCAUUCCUGUCACUACUACGGAGCAACCCGCUUCUUACAAAGAAGAAAACAACCCGGAGUCACGGAGUUCCCGUAAAUUUGUCCAUUCUACAACACUUGAAAAAUGAGACUUUAAUUAUGAUUAUUUUCUGCUGCCGCUUAAAUGGAAGUACGGUGUCCUUAUGUUGAAGUCUGACACACUCUUUGCCUUCUGUCGUCUGCCACCAGGAUGGCAGGUUUGGCCGGCCUGAUAAAUUGCCACCACAGAUUGAUUUGGCAAUUCGGGUGUCUGUUGGUGCUUUUUGGUUACUCCGCAGUCGCCACUCCUUCGCACGGCCGUCGGUUGUUGUGCUGGCAGGCGAUCUUGAUGUGUCAAGGAGAAGCAGAAUGCAACUACGCAUACGGACAGUAUAUGCACGCUUGCGCGUCAAUAAUAAACGGGGAGAAAAGAAAGUGCCCCAGCCACUGCAUCUCCUCCCUCGUUCAGCUCAAUCUGACGAAAAACGGACCGUAUCUAGAAGACUGCGACUGCUCCUUGGAUCCCAUCUGCAGGAACACGAAACGUGCGAUCGAGCCUUGCUUGCCCAGGACUAGCACCAUGGGCUGCACCGAGGCGCGACACCAGUGCGAGAGAGACGGGCAGUGCAGCGCUGCUAUGCGCGAUUAUUUAAUUCACUGUGGUAAACUUUUCAGCGGGGUAAGGUGCACGGAUGCGUGUCGGGAUGUGAUCUUCAAAAUGCGCAGCAUACCUAAAGCGGAGCUCCUGGAUACUUGCGUAUGUGAUGGAACGGAAAGGACCAUCUGCGAGUAUGUAAAACUAAGCAUGAAAACUCUUUGCUUCGACUCUCCUGAUAAAUAUGCUGGUAGUGGUUUUUCUGAUUCGGAGGAAGAUUCCGACGACGAGUACGACUCGCAGGACUACCCACAAUAUGAGGAAAAUGCAGGUAGUUUUAGAGGACCCCAGAAUGUUUUGACUGUGGUGGCAUCCAUUUUGGUUUUAUUGCCCGUGCUCUAAUUCUCAGUUAAUCAUCGACCAGGAGAAUUGUCCUGCUUUUGUCACAUGUUGUCACUCAGCGAUGCAAUGGCAGAUGAAUGUUUUGACUCCAAAGAGUGAAAAUGCUCGUUUACGUUAAAUGGUUCACCUUUCCAGCAAGCUAGACAUUUUAUUUGGAUUUAAAGUUAAGUUUUCUACGCGGUUGAAUUUCUAUGCAUCCACCCCUGCCCCACACCCCUUUGCUGUAUUGAUGCUUGAUGCAGCCUGUUGGUAACAGUUAUAUUUCUCGGCAGCAGUUUUCAGUGUUUCCUACAAGACCACUUGUCGAGAAAACAAAGUAACUGUGGCCUGAAAAUACCACUUCUGCCUUAAUCCAUAUGGUAUCUUCACCACGUGCUUCGCUAAACAAGCCCCGAAGCGACGACUACGUUUACCAUUUGGUUAAAAAAAAAACUACAUGAAGAUGGGUAAUUUUACACAUGAGCAUGUGUUUAUUUUGUCCCAGGUUUACUAACGCAAAGAGCAAGCUGGACACUGCCAACAGACACGUGGUUAGAAGUAUUUUUGCAUGGUUGGUACUCGGUGAAAUCGGAGACCUGCGGUACAUCUUAAUAAAAAUCUGUCUGCAAAUGCCGAGUGAUUAGUGGGCAUGUAAAUGUCCAAUGUUAAAUGCAUGCGUCAGAGAAUAAUUUAUUCACACGUUUUCAGUUCGCAGUAAUAAACUCUGUUAACUCAGAAUAAAAGGUUACAAUUCCAGUUUUAAAGGUUAAAGGGAGCAACAAG
Megalops cyprinoides (Indo-Pacific tarpon) is the source of this 2189-nucleotide messenger RNA. RefSeq names its product growth arrest-specific protein 1-like. Bases 642 to 1427 code for a protein of 261 amino acids. Gene Ontology annotation, biological process: regulation of cell cycle. The record is from RefSeq and is a predicted model, not a curated record. The transcript has a single exon. Lineage: Eukaryota; Metazoa; Chordata; Actinopteri; Elopiformes; Megalopidae.